Talaromyces proteolyticus is the source of this 1060-nucleotide messenger RNA. Its product is annotated as putative nitrilase. NCBI's taxonomy places the organism in Eukaryota, Fungi, Ascomycota, Eurotiomycetes, Eurotiales, Trichocomaceae. The transcript is spliced from 2 exons. The record is from RefSeq and is a predicted model, not a curated record. Bases 39 to 1013 code for a protein of 324 amino acids. Gene Ontology annotation, molecular function: catalytic activity.
CACUGCCCUUUACAAAGAGGACGUUAUCUCCGCCUGGCAUGGCUCCGUCCAACCAGGUUCGCAUAGGAGCCGUACAGGCAGAGCCAGUCUGGCUCGACCUUGACGGCAGUGUUAACAAAACCAUCGGUCUCAUUGAACAGGCAGCAUCAGACGGAGUCCAGGUUCUUGGAUUCCCCGAGGUGUGGAUUCCAGGAUACCCGUGGAGCAUGUGGAUGUCCGCAGUCAUCAACAACACACACAUAAUCCAUGAGUAUAUGGCAAACUCGAUGCCGCGGGACUCGGAGCAAAUGCGGCGAAUCCAAGAAGCUGUUAAGAAAGCUGGCAUGUUCGUCGUCCUCGGAUACAGCGAACGAGAGGGCGCUAGCUUGUACAUGGCACAGUCUUUCAUCUCGCCCCAGGGAGAAAUCGUGCACCACCGUCGUAAGAUCAAACCAACACACAUCGAACGCACUAUUUGGGGAGAGGGCCAAGCUGAGUCGCUCAAAUGCGUGGUCGACUCUCCGUUUGGCAAGGUCGGUGGCCUCAACUGCUGGGAACAUCUCCAGCCGCUACUGAGGUAUUAUGAGUACUCGCAGGGUGUGCAAAUCCAUGUGGCCAGCUGGCCAGCCGAAUUCGAGAUGCCAGACCCGGCAAAGAUCAGCUGGCUAUACCAUGAAACAGGAGAGGCGAGCUAUCGAGCGAGCCAGUUCAUGGCUAUUGAAGGCCAAUGCUUCGUGCUCGUAGCAUCUCAGAUCCUGACCGGAGAGAACGUCGCUAAAAACAACUUGACUGGGAAUCCCGUCACCAAGACUCCUGGAGGUGGCUUCUCCAUGAUUUUCGGUCCCGACGGAAAGCCCCUGUGUGAGCCGAUCGAUGCCGGAGCUGAGGGAAUUCUGAUGGCAGAUGUGGACCUCAGAGACAUUGACUACCCUAAAGCUUUUAUCGAUGUUGUGGGCCACUACGCUCGGCCAGAUCUGCUUAGUCUGUUGGUGAACCCAAAGGUGGACAAGCAUGUAACUAUGAUGCAAAAGUAGUUAAUAGUUGGCCCUGCCGCGUAUGCUGGGUGACUGCAGUUGUCAAG